GAACAUGGCGAGCGGAAGUAGACGUCACCCAGUGCCAACUGCCAGCCAACGGGGCUCUGAGGUCGAGCUGUUCUUUCUAUGGGAGGAAAAGCACUUUUCUCCGUCCCCGCGGCCUUCGUACGCUUUUUUUACAGUGGAGUCAUUCGUUAGUUAACACGCGCGCACGCAGCAAGAUAGACAACGCGUAGUACCCUCGCCACUGCAAAUAUGUUUAUUUGGGACUGGUUCGCCGGGGUGCUUAAUUAUCUCGGAUUAUGGAAGAAGAGUGGCAAGCUUCUUUUCUUGGGUUUAGAUAACGCAGGUAAAACCACGCUGCUUCACAUGCUCAAAGAUGACCGUUUAGCUCAACACGUGCCCACGUUGCAUCCAACAUCUGAAGAGUUGUCUAUUGGAAAUAUGAGAUUCACGACUUUUGAUCUUGGAGGUCAUACUCAAGCGCGUCGAGUAUGGAAGGAUUAUUUCCCAGCUGUCGAUGCUAUAGUGUUCCUUGUUGACGCAAGCGACAGAACAAGAUUACCAGAAUCAAAAGCCGAGCUCGAUGCGUUGUUAACCGAUGAGCAGCUCAGCGCGUGUCCGGUACUCGUGCUAGGUAAUAAAAUCGACAAACCAUCUGCAGUGUCUGAGGAUGAACUCAGGAAUUUCUUCAGUCUGUACGGACAAACAACAGGAAAGGGUAAAAUUGCUCGCAGCGAAAUACCUGGCCGUCCACUGGAGCUGUUUAUGUGCUCAGUUUUAAAGCGACAAGGGUAUGGUGAAGGCUUCCGCUGGCUGGCACAGUAUAUCGAUUGAACAUAUUAAAUCCAACGGGCAGAUUUUUUUCGACAGUUUCAUCGUACAUUUCCCUUUCCACUGGUAACGGCGUCGAUGCCAGAAUUGUAAUAUCUUUCACGUGAAUUCAGCAGUAGGAGAGGAUUAUCGUUUCACUGGUCGCAAAAAAAGAAAAAGAAAAAAAACAACUAAGCAGUAAUCGAGGUGCGGGACGAUUUUUACAGUUAGAGACAGAAGAUUUAUUAUUCUCGGGAGAAUGUUCUUGAGAACACCAUAUACGCAUAUAUGAUAGGGCUAAUUUCUUUCGUUAACACGUGAAGUCCCAUCCAUCCCGGAAAAAGUCCCAUUCUAUGAAUAUUUGGAGCUCCGUACUGGUUCUGUGGAAUCAUUUCCUAUCAUUUUGCAAGUCACACUAGGGGAAUUAUCGUUCACACGUGCUGAAGAAUGAAAAAUAAAAACGUUUUUGAUAAAUAAAACUAAUAAACUAUUUAAGAAUUCCAAA
This is a messenger RNA of Ooceraea biroi (clonal raider ant), 1270 nucleotides long. RefSeq names its product Secretion-associated Ras-related 1 (gene Sar1). The record is from RefSeq and is a predicted model, not a curated record. Gene Ontology annotation, biological process: intracellular protein transport. Gene Ontology annotation, molecular function: GTP binding; GTPase activity. NCBI's taxonomy places the organism in Eukaryota, Metazoa, Arthropoda, Insecta, Hymenoptera, Formicidae.